CUGUCCUGUCACACUCUUCCUGAUUUUGUGUUCCAGAUGGAAAUGCGCCUCCAGGACCAGCAGCUGGCUCGGCAGCUCAUGCGCCUGCGCAGUGACAUCCAUAAACUCAAGAUUGAGCAGACCUGCCACCUCCACCGGCGGAUGCUGAAUGAUGCCACCUAUGAGCUGGAAGAGAGGGACGAGCUCUCUGACCUCCUCUGCGAUUGUCCCCUCACAUCCUCCUUCAGCCUCUCCACCCCACUCAAGCUCAUUGGCGUGACAAAAAUGAACAUCAAUUCCCGCCGCUUCUCGCUUUGUUAAAGUGGGAGGAAUGGGCACCAGAAGUGCAUGGGAUGGGAGAUACCUUCAAGACCUAGGAGAAGAAGCUCCCAUUGUCUGGUUGGGAGAUAGGCACAACAAGGGAGAAGAGAGAGUAAGGGGGCUCUUCCACUGAUCUAAUAGGAGUGGGCUGUGGUGCCAGUCAAGAUAGUAUCCAGAAGGAUUUGCGGACAAGUGGAGAAUAAGAACAAUGAGGCUCCCAAAGGACAGGAACACAUCAAAAUCUAAGUCAUACAGGCAGAAGCAUAUCUUCUUUCAGUGAUUAAACUUAUCCUAAACCAUGUGAUGACCUGGAGGCUCCCUAACUGAGAACAAUAAAGGAGAAACAUAGCUGAAAACCAUUAGUGAAGUCUUUUGGCCCCAUUCAAAUGAGAGAGAUGAAGAAUUCAUGUUGCUGCAAGGAAGAAAGAGAGAAGGGGAGCUAGGCAGAAAGUAUUAUGUACUAUCUAAAAAAAGAUUUCAGUUUAGUUUUUGUCAGUGGGAUGCAGGUAAUGUG
Messenger RNA from Thamnophis sirtalis, 814 nucleotides. RefSeq names its product family with sequence similarity 167 member A (gene FAM167A). NCBI's taxonomy places the organism in Eukaryota, Metazoa, Chordata, Lepidosauria, Squamata, Natricidae. The record is from RefSeq and is a predicted model, not a curated record.